Molecule: messenger RNA, 1389 nt
Organism: Colletotrichum aenigma
Lineage: Eukaryota; Fungi; Ascomycota; Sordariomycetes; Glomerellales; Glomerellaceae
Exons: 3
Coding region: 1-1389 (462 amino acids)
Source: RefSeq, a predicted model, not a curated record
AUGGAACCAGAAGAUGCCCGAAAGCAGCUCGCCAAAUAUUGCGUCUUGCUUGAAGCUCUCCGGAUCCUCAUGGACGACGAUUACAACCAGACUGUUCAGAACCGGCGCAUUCCUCCAGGACCGCUGGGGCUACCGCGGCCCACCCCGGACAAGAGGAACGGCAUCCCCGAGACCUUCAAGGAGUUUCUCAACGCACUAGCAGAGGUUUGUAGCUUUCGAAUCGGACCUGAUAUGGUUACUGCCAUCAUUGUAGAGGAGAGACCGUCAGCAGAGUAUGUGUUCCAUGUCACACGUAACAGUUCAGCUUCGGGAGAUGAUGAAAGUGCAGACAGAGAUGGGCUCUUAGGCUUUUUGAAGCAAAUUCUGGAACAGAUACGCGGCAUUCAGGAGACAGAUGAGCGUGUGUUUCUGCAAUCCGAAGCAUACAAGCAACUGUUGUGUACCGUCAUUGGAGACAAUAUCGUCAAGAUCAAGUAUUACCGGAAGAAGCUGGGUAAGGCCGUGAAGGAGUUCAUGGAAAGGUUCAAGGACUUCAUACUGGACAAAGACCUCAACGAGACACUCGAAAACAUUCUCAUCGGUAUCGAGGCUUCAAAGACAAAGUCAGGCACUGAUCGUCAAGAGUACCGCGACCUUAUUCUGAACUGCGGAGUUCUCAUUAGGCACGAGAAUACGCUCUUCAAAUAUUUGCGCGAUGCAAAUGUUGAGAUACCCGACUGCUGGGGUGCCAUUUUUCACUACGCAGAAAGACUUCAGUCCUAUCGUACCAGUGUCCGGGCCUUCUUCCAAGCCAGGAACGAGUACGAUGAAUUGUUUGCUAACCCUGUGAUUAACUUCGUCCCACCCGAAACUGCAAGGCAAGUACCAGUCGACUGGACUCUCCAAGAUCUCACCAACUACUUCAACAGUGGCGAAUACCGCAAGGAUCUCUGGAGCUCAGAAGACAUUAGGAAAGUGCACGCUGAGAUUCAAAGGCUCUUGAGCGAGUCGCGUGAGGGGAACGAACUCGGAUUCCACCGCAUCGUCCAUGCGGAGGUCGCCCUAACACAUUGGUUCUACAGCGAGCGGCCCGGGAGCGGUAUUUUCUCUGAGACCUCAAACACCAGCAAAUCCUUCGGCGACUACCACUAUGUUGCGACGAGCAAGCCAUGCUGCCUCAUGUGCAAGCAAUUCUGUGAUUUGUGGACUCUUCCAGACUUUCAAGAUUGUCAUACGAAGGAGGCCGAAGAGGAGCUACUGGGGAUAUACAUAUCAAUGGCUCAUAAGUUCGAGGAAAAUUGCUCUCUCAUCCUGGCCAAAUGUAAGCCCGAGUUCGCCAGAAGUUCGUUUGACGAAGAGGAGCAUUUCGACUACGACGAUUUCCGUAGGCGCACAUCUCUCGAGGAUUGA